This is a messenger RNA of Selaginella moellendorffii, 1827 nucleotides long. Its product is annotated as myosin-binding protein 2. Bases 134 to 1726 code for a protein of 530 amino acids. Gene Ontology annotation, molecular function: myosin binding. Lineage: Eukaryota; Viridiplantae; Streptophyta; Lycopodiopsida; Selaginellales; Selaginellaceae. The transcript is spliced from 3 exons. The record is from RefSeq and is a predicted model, not a curated record.
GAAGUGGGCGGGGGGAAUCCAAGGCGCGCCGACCGAUAGCGAUGAGCUGGGGCUGGAAAUUUGAGGUCGGAGACAUCGCCAGCUCGCAUUUCAGCUCCAGUAGAUUUUGAUAUCCGGAUUGUACCUUGGGGGCAUGGGCAGCGUCUGCGAUUGCUGCGUCGCGGCGUAUUGCUCGUGUCUGGCGCCCUCUCCCGCGGCCGCGCAGCUCCGCAAGCUCGAGCUUCUUCUCGCGCAGCAGCAAGGGGGCCUGUUGGAGGUGGAUUUCCAAAAGAGCUGGGAGGUCUGGAAUGGCGGCGAUUGCGAAGUACAUGGGCGCUGCUCGUUUUGUAACCGGCUUCUCUCCCAGUCCGGCAAGAACGAGCGCUCCGUGAAGAGGAAGUUUGCCAAAAUCUAUCCCGAGGAGGUGUUCUCUUCCGUCGCUUGGGAGGAGGAUGCUGUGAUUUCCAACGAGCAAUUCAGGCGCUUGAUGGGGGCCUUGGAGGCCGAGAGGGAGAUUGUGAGCGCGCUGAGCGUGGAGCUCGAGGAAGAAAGGAAUGCCGCCGCGGUGGCUGCUACCGAGACCUUGGCUAUGAUCACCAGGUUGCAAGAGGAGAAGGCUGCGGUGCAAAUGGAAGCUAGCCAGUACAAAAGGAUGGUGGAGGAGCGCACCCAGUAUGAUCAAGGUGCCAUUGGAAUGCUCAACGAGAUCCUGGCCAAGCAGGAGGAGGAGAGGAUGGCGCUGUCCAAAGAGGUGGAGAUGUACCGGAGCUCUCUCGCUGGUGGGAAGAAGAGGCCUUGCUUUUCCAGUGUGGAGAGUGGGGAUGGUGCUUCCAUGGCUGCGACUCCACAGGCGGGUGGCCAGCAGCGAGGGAAGAACUUGAUAGAAUCGUUCGAGAGGGUGGAAUCUCCUCCGAGAGUUCACAGCCCUUCGCGAGGAGUGGGAUCGUCUAGCAUGGACGUCGACGAAGAGGGCAAUGGCUCGUCCGGGAUUCACGAUCUACGUGAGGUUUCUAGCACAGGAACGACGUCGGGUGGCCGGUCCGAGCACGAGUUCAUGGAGAAGUAUGGUCCGAGAUGGAAAAGCCAUGAUUCGCCUCUCAAGAACUCGAGAAGCUAUGGCUCCGCGUCCAGCUCGUCCGGUUUGUAUUCGAGUUCCGUGAGCCGGGAUGACGAAGACAACGCCGUCGACCACAUUGUUCGUGCCUUCGCCCGGCCGCAUGGGAAGCUCAGCGAGGAGCUGAGAGAGCUGAGCGCGAGGCUUCGAGCGCUGGAAGCCGAGAGGGAUUACCACGCGUUUGGAGGGCCGAGGAGGGGCGGUGGUGGCAACGGCGAGAUGGAGAUUCUAGAGGAGAUAUCACAGCAGCUGCGGCACAUCCAAGCCUUGGACAGGAAGUCGGACGAUAUCAAGGAGUUAUCAGAGGCAUCCUUCGUUUUCUCCUUCAAGGGAUUCUUCUCGUUCAAUGGUUUGCGCCAGUCGCUCAACUCGAACAUCAACAGAUUGGCGUGCAUGUUUCUCAAGCCUGCCGAAUUGAGCUACGGAGACCAUCACGUCGGGCUGUCUCACUUGCUCGAGAGCUCGCCCCGCAAGACUCCUCGAGCGGUGCCUUGCCUGACUCGUGGGAUCAAAGUGGAGACUCCGCCGCUCUUCUCAAACUCGUCCUACGCUGUGCUCCAUCGCCAGAAUCUGGAGUGGCCAAUGGACGCGAGGGGGCGAUCGGAGACAGCAUUUAGCGGCUGGGACUACUGAGAGAUCAACCAAAAAACUAGAACAAGAGAGAAGAGAGAGGUUGUUCUUCGUUUUUGCGUGUACAUAAUUUUUGCGUUUGUAAACGUUUGGGGGUUGGAAUA